GAUUUGCUACAUAGCGGUUUGCGUCGCAUCGCGGAUAUGACAGGCGCAUUCUCGUCACAAGAUGAUGGCAAUGUUCUGAGGUAACGGACAGAAAGAGGGAUGUGGAAUAUUUGUACGUGAAGUGCUGUAGUCUACUUCCACGACAACGGGUUUCAUAUUGGUGUAGCCAGCUGUCUGUCGCCAUGGCAACCAGCAGCGCGGUCCCUAGCGACAACCUCCCCACGUACAAGCUGGUGGUGGUGGGGGACGGAGGGGUGGGGAAGAGCGCUCUCACCAUCCAGUUCUUUCAGAAGAUCUUUGUGUCUGACUACGACCCCACCAUCGAGGACUCCUACCUGAAACACACAGAGAUAGACGGACAGUGGGCCAUCCUGGACGUGCUGGACACGGCAGGCCAAGAGGAGUUCAGUGCUAUGAGGGAGCAGUACAUGAGGACGGGGGACGGCUUCCUCAUUGUGUUCUCUGUGACAGACAAGGCCAGCUUUGAACACGUGGACCGCUUCCACCAGCUCAUCCUCAGGGUGAAGGACAGGGAAGCCUUCCCCAUGGUGCUGGUGGCCAAUAAGGUGGACUUGGUUCACCUCCGCAAAAUCACCAGCGACCAGGGGCAGGAAAUGGCUGCCAAACACAACAUUACAUACAUUGAGACAAGUGCCAAGGAUCCUCCUAUGAAUGUGGACAAGGCGUUCCAUGGACUAGUCAGAGUUAUAAGGCAGCAGAUCCCAGAGAGGAGCCUGAAGAAGAAAAAGAAGAUGAAGUGGCGAGGAGAACGCUCUACGGGUUCUCACAAAGUCCACUGUGUCAUCUUGUGAUGGUGUCACCCUUCUCGCCGCUGCGUAGCAUUGUUGAUAGAGAGAACUGCAGACUGGCAGGGAGCAACAACUGGAGGAGGAAGGGGGGACUUGGGGAGAGAAGGAACUGACUGUUGACUGUUACAGUGUCAUGGAAAACCCCUCUCAGUUGAGGGGGUCAACUCCAAGACAUCCCCAAGUGGGGGUCUUAUAGCAGGUAGCCUAGCGGUUAAGAGCGUUGGGCCAGUAACUGAAACGUUACUGGUUUGAAAUCCCAGAGCUGGCAAGGUGGGAAAAUCUGCCAUUCUGCCCUUGAGCAAGGCAGGCAACCCCCAACAACACCUGCUCCCCAGGCGCUGAUGACGUGGACGUCAACUAAGGCAGCCCCCCGCACCUCUCUGAUUCUGAGGGGUUGGGUUAAAUGCGGAAGACACAUUUCGGUUGAAUGCAUUCAGUUGUACAAAUUAAUAGGUUUACACUUCCCUUUCCCUUCCCCUGAUUGGUCAGAAAAAAGCACUCCAGUUAGAGCUCCUUAUGGACUGACUUUGAAUUACAGACAGUGAUGUGAUGGUGCUCUCUGUGGAGGUGGACAUCAAGGUAUUCUCCAGGGUGGGGAGAUGUGAAGUUAGAUGUUGUUGGGGACCCAUGAUCUGACUGUCAGUCAGGUCGGGGACUUGGGAUACAUUAUUUGAGUGUAACAUUGUGGUUGUGCGUUCAACAUGGUGUUGAAGAUUGAAUUCUGUAACGAUAAGGGUAUAUGAUUAUGAAGUAUAUUCUAUUUGCACUAGCCACUGGCGUGAAAGGAUGUGGCUUUGUUUCCUGGGGUCCUGAAGAAAAGUGGGAGGAUGUGGCUGUUAGUACUGGUCUGGGAUCAGUCGAUGGGGAAUCUGGCUUGUAGGUUGAUGGGACCAGUCACUCCAAGCAACAAGACGUUCGAUUUCUCUUGUCUAAUAAGGAGUAUUUCAUAACAUAUGAAAUGGCUUGUACUGUUAAAGCACUAAACAAAACAACAACAAAAAACAUUUUGGCUUGUUCAUCUGGUUAGAAAUGGGCUCUUAAAAGAACAAAGUACCAUUGCAUUUUUAACAGAGUUUGAGUUUCAUAUUCGCAUCUGUUGAAAAAUUGCUAAAUAUGAAAAGGAAGGCAUAAUGGAAUGUGAAAAAGUGAUCUUAUCAAAUGUCAAUCCCAUGUAGCCGAAUCUGUCUGUCUCAUGUCUGCUGCACUGAACAGUUUCUAUACUCUCAGCCCUGGGUCGUGUUCCGUAGCAAAACAGUUUCUAAUGGAAAACAAAAAUGGACGUUUCUUAUUGGACAAGUCCAAGUAAUGCCUUCAUGUUUCAGUCCAUUUUCAUUCGUUUGGUGCGUAAUAAACAUGGCCCUGGAGUGACCCUGCUGUAUUUCACCAAGAGGUGCAGUACAGUGGAAGUUCCACUUCCCAGGGUAUGAACUAGCAGACAUGUUGUCUUUGGCAGUAUUUUACAAAAAAAGAGAAGAAAAAAGCUUGUGUCUGAAGAAAUCAAUGAUAUCAUAUCAAGUAUGUUUGAAACCUUUGUAUUAUUGAUAUGAAUUUCUUUAGUAGUGUUUUUUAAUAAUGAAUAAUUUAUUACUGUACCUGUUACCUCAACAUGAUUUGUUAUAACUGGCUGUGUCUGACUGAUGAACUAGGAGAAGACGAGGCAUAACAAAAAUGGCCACCACCUUUCUAUCUAUCGUAACUUCAGGUUUUCAAUAAUGAAUAAAGAAAUACAAUAUUGUGAGUUAAAUGA
Messenger RNA from Salmo salar (Atlantic salmon), 2556 nucleotides. The record is from RefSeq and is a predicted model, not a curated record. Lineage: Eukaryota; Metazoa; Chordata; Actinopteri; Salmoniformes; Salmonidae.